Girardinichthys multiradiatus is the source of this 4244-nucleotide messenger RNA. It is a transcript of the gene b3galt6, whose product is annotated as UDP-Gal:betaGal beta 1,3-galactosyltransferase polypeptide 6. Gene Ontology annotation, biological process: glycosaminoglycan biosynthetic process. Gene Ontology annotation, cellular component: membrane. Gene Ontology annotation, molecular function: UDP-galactosyltransferase activity. The record is from RefSeq and is a predicted model, not a curated record. The coding region runs from base 312 to 1331 and encodes 339 amino acids. NCBI's taxonomy places the organism in Eukaryota, Metazoa, Chordata, Actinopteri, Cyprinodontiformes, Goodeidae. The transcript is spliced from 2 exons.
UCACUUCCGUUUCCUCUUUCCCAGAGCCACCAGCACUGAUUGGUUUCUCACUACCAGGCUGAAGAUGAACACAUCAGCCCACAAGAUGAACCUUCUACCCUUUUUAUUGUAAGCCUUCUGUUCGAACCAGACCAAUCCCCUGAUCAGACCAGCAUGAACGGGCUGUGUGUGUCUGCUGUCCGCGUAGAGUGCUCACAAAGUGCGCAGAUGGUUUUAUGUGGGUAGCUAACGUUAGCCGAGCACAGCUGUUUUCCGUGGCCCGACCUGCCAGAUUCAUUUAGGGACGGACUACCUUCACCCAGCAAAGCACCAUGAAUCUCUUCCGUCUGGUGUGUCGCCAUAAAACAGCUCUGGUCAUUGGUACUGUAUGCAGUUUUGCAGUAGUUCUUGUUUUCUUGGCCAAAUGUACAUCUGAAACUCUUAAACAGGGUCACCUGGAUCCUCCAGGCUUGGCUCCCCACACCAAGUCUUUGCAGUUCCAUCCAGAUCACCAGAAUCCUGUCUCCGCUGCGAAAGACCUGUCAGCAUUUCUCGUGGUCCUCAUCACAACAGGACCCAAGUACACAGAACGCAGGAGCAUUAUCCGCAGCACUUGGCUUUCCAAACGGGACUCUGAUGUUCUGGCCAUGUUCGUGGUUGGGACUCAAGGCCUUUCCAGUGAAGACCGUCAGAAUCUGAACACGGAGCAAGGACGGCACAAAGACUUGCUCUUACUCCCUGACCUUCGGGAUUCGUAUGAGAACUUAACAUUAAAGCUGCUGCACAUGUACUCCUGGUUGGACCAGAACGUGGACUUUAAGUUUGUCUUCAAAGCAGAUGAUGACACAUUUGCUCGCUUGGACCUCCUUAAAGAGGAGCUGAAGGGGAAGGAGCCAGACAGGUUGUACUGGGGCUUCUUUUCAGGGAGAGGCCGUGUGAAAUCAGCCGGGAAGUGGCGCGAAAGCUCUUGGGACCUCUGCGAUUACUACCUGCCCUACGCCCUGGGUGGGGGCUACAUUCUCUCAGCAGACCUGGUACGCUACGUGCAUCUUAAUGUGGGCUACCUCAAGAUAUGGCAGAGCGAGGACGUGUCACUGGGUGCCUGGCUUGCACCGUUGGAUGUACGGCGGACGCACGACCCACGCUUUGACACAGAGUACAAGUCGCGAGGCUGCAACAACAAAUACCUGGUGACACACAAGCAGAGCUUGGAGGAUAUGCUGGAGAAACACCAGACUCUGCAGCGGGACGGAAGGCUCUGCAAAGAGGAGGUCAAGCUGCGGUUGUCCUACAUUUAUGACUGGAGUGUGCCACCCUCACAGUGCUGCCAAAGAAAAGAUGGGAUUCCAUAGUUGCUGUCCUUUUCACAAGGGAGGAAUUUUAUUUCGUAUAAGAUAUAUUUUAAUAUUAAUUGAGGAAUGUUUAUUUUUUCCAUCAGAUGUCAAUCUGAGUGGACAAUUUUGAAAUUGCAUAACUGGUACUAGAUGUCAGAACAUAAAUAAUACUCUAAUAGGAAACCAUGGUUCCAUUUGUGAAAACAGAAAAGUGCACUUUUUUUUCCACUGAUCCUGAUUCAGUGUUAAUCUAAUGCUCGCUUGGGAACUAUUCUUUGUGUUUCCUCGUUCACAAGCACUGGCACCACUAAGGUGUUGCUAUCUCACCAGCUCUUACCUGAGCAAGAGGAAAGAAGUGCUUUCAUCAGGAGCUGGCAGUAACUGUUGGAGACUGAGAAACAAUCAAUGUUUUGAGCACCAUGUUUAAAACUCCAGAGUUAGUUUUUUUUUUAAACUUAUGAACAAAAAUCUGUUAAAACAUUGAGCUUCAGCAUUAAUGAAGAGUCAGAAAAACACUGGAAUAGCACAAACCCCUUUCCUCCUGGCGUUCUGCUCUUAAUUUUAUGGAAAGCCAUGUUUGGAAUUAAUCGUGAACUUUGCAGCGUGUCCUGGCACGUCAUAGACGACAUUAAAGGUGCCACCUGGGGAUUAUUUAGCAUCACUACACACUUAGGAAUAAUGUAACGUCAACAGACAUUUACUAGAAAUCACCUGCCGUUCAAAAAAUAUAGCACUGCGAGGCGCUGGUUAAAUACCUCGUGGUGCCUGUCAAACGUCUAGCGGCAUAUAAUUAGUAACUCCGCUCUCAGAUUUAUUUAUUCAAGUUGACUUCUUUCAAGUAUUACAAUAAAACCCAUUUGGCUAUACUUUUUGAACACCAGGUGUUUGUUGCUGCUGUUUCUCCACGCUGCAGCUACCACUCAGGUUAGACAUCAGCUGGUUGAGUAAAGCCUUCACAAACACAUGUUGUUGUUUAUAACGAGUUUAAAAAAGGAAAUGAAUACAUAAAACUGAGUUAAUAAGUUAACUUGGUCCAAUUUUUCCAACAAUUUGUAGUAGAGAUGCACAACAUGCUAAAUCGCAAUAGUCAGUGCAAUUUCAGUGUGUGCAACAUCACAGUAGGCUGUAAUAUUUUAGUUAUUUAUUAAAAAUGUGUUUAAUAUAUUUGCCCAGUCGGAUGGGCUUUCACCAUCUCUAAUGCCAACAUCUGAUGAGGAUCUUGGCAACCAAGAGUGGUGAUGUCAUCUUGAUGACAGAAAGGAGCAGAGUUACAAGGAAAAUGUUGGUUAACUGCGAUUAAUAUCAUUGCAUUAUUCAAUAAUACUAUUGCGGUCUCAUGUUUUUCCAACAGUGCACAGCACUCUAAUGCCCUAUUUUGUUGGAACACUAAGAUAAAUAAUUGGAGUCAGAACAAUUCAGAACAAAACAGAUGUAGGUUUUAAACACUUGAACUGGGUAAGAUGUUUCAAGUGUCGUAAUGAUCCGGCACCAAGCUUCCUUUUUGGCUGUGGAAAACCGAACAAGUUCCUGUUAAAAGGAACAAGUAGAACCUCUUUGGAUGAAAAAAAGGGGGAGCUCAAGGGGUGAGCCGAAAGAACAAUGCGAAUAUUCACUACAUAGUUUGGAAGUAUUUAAACAUCUUCAGAUAUCUUACGUUGUUUAGUGAGAGUUUGGAAAGGUAAUGUUAUGUUUUUUUUUUAUUCAACGAAGCUGAAUGUUGGGUUGAAACCCUCAUUGUAGCUGAGGCUUGAGUCCAGGUCUGUCUGUUUAGUCUUUGCAUAAUUUUAUGUGGUAUUUGUACACUAAGACACUCUUCUCUGUUUUCAUAAAUAGAUGAGGUUUUUAAACUGAGCUGUAACCAUUUGUUUUUUUUUUUUUUUUUUUGGUGUAGUCACCGAAAUUUUAGAACCUAAAGUUUGUAGGUUUGCCCUAUUUUAGGCCUCGCCUCCUGACUCAACAGUCAAUGUCAGUCCUGUUGCUUUUUGAGUUGUUAACUGCUUGAACCUGUGAUCUCCAGUUUACAACCUCGGUAACCUAAAUCUGUAUGUGCUUCAUCUGCUGAACCUUCGUGGGAAACAUUUAAAGGUCCUCUUAGUAUUGUCGUACAGGGAAACCCGCAGUUUACCCUACCGUAUUGGCUUUUUUUUUCCCGCCUUUUUAUUUUUUGUGAAAGCAACUGUUUUUGUGAUUUAUUUAUUAUUAACUUAUUCUGUAGCAAACACAGCACCUCAGUAUGGACUUAAGUGCAGUGGAUGUUACUUCGGAACGUGUUGGACUGAACGAACAGAGAUAAGGGACGGGAAAUGUUUUAUUUUUAAGAACUUGUUUACGAACCGUGGUAAACAAGGUUUUGUUUUAAUGGUGCAAAAAUUGUGCAAAAGAAAAUGUUUGAAAAUAAUGUGUUGAAAAGGCCGUCCUUGCAGUACGAGAGGGUUUUAUGUACAGUAGGGGUCAGUGUACUUAUUGUGCUACUUGUGAAUGUUUGUUAGCAGCACACCUUGCACUUUUUCCCCUUUUUUUGUUUGACUUACAUUUAAAGUCCUGUAAUAUCCCGUAAUGUUUCUCUAAUGUGACUAUCUUUACCAUAAACUCUCCAUUUUCUUUUUUUAUGUCUGUAAUGUCUUAAUACUUUUCAAAAUGUACAAAACAGCUUCGUUCCAUGUGAUGCAACUUCCUCUGGUGACCAGAUUUGUCGGGCUUAAGCUUGGGGAAAUCGUCUUAUAUGUUUUAUCCUCAAAGAAAUCAAGAAAAUCUGUAAAAAGAUUAACGUUUAAGCUAAUUUUCAAGUUGCAUUUUGGUGAAUGAUGCCGUAAUUCUGUCCUCAGCAUUCUUGGAGAAGAUUCUGGGUCAGUUUUAAUCUACUGAGGUUUUUCUGAUUGCUUUCACAUGUGAUCAUUCACCCUAAAUGUUUUAUUAAAAAACGGAAAUGUG